Messenger RNA from Didymodactylos carnosus, 9366 nucleotides. Lineage: Eukaryota; Metazoa; Rotifera; Eurotatoria; Philodinida; Philodinidae. The record is from the annotation of a GenBank genome assembly.
AUGACGGAUAUAGCCAUUAGAAAAUGUUUACAUGGUCUUGGAGAAAAAACUGUCACCGAACGAAAACGGCAAACUGAAGCAUUAAUUGAUCUUUUAUGUGACAAUCAAACUCAAAUUCUUAUCGAUAAUAAUACAAAAGAAGCAGAAACAAAAUUAAUUACUUGGGAUGAUUUACUCCGAGAAAUUCGUGCCCAUACCAUAAAAGAGUUAGUUACUGCUAAAUCAAAAUCGACAUCUGGAUUGAACGCAACACAGUCAACAACCGCUAUGGCUCGUGCAGCUUCUUCUUCUGAUAUAAAAUUUAUUGAAGCAAUGAAAUUAUUCAAAGCAUUUCUCGUCUAUGCCAAUGGACGUGGUCCACAAUUAAAUUCCCGUGAUUUAAUAGAUUGUUUUCUUGGUAUUUUAACAAGUGAUUCGUGGUUAUCAUGUGAUAUUGUGUUGAAAGAAUUGAGUAGAAUAUUUAUCAAUGAUGUAUUAUCGAUGCACAAAUAUUGUUGUGAUGUCAAAGAACAAGAAUGGAUUGAUUUAUGUGAAUUGUACAUGUCAUUGUAUAAAAGUGUAGAUAAUAAUUCUUCUUCUUCUUUGAAAACCUCAUCAUUCGAAUUAGAUCGUUCAUUGUAUAGUACCUAUUUACGAACAAUUGUGGAAAAAUGUGUCAUUUAUUCCGAUAUAGAAUUAUCGACAACAAAUAUUCGAGAAGAUUUUAUCGAAUUUCUUCAAUUAGAAAUUGAAAGAAUGAGACAUUCGACUCAUUUUUCGGUUCUUGAAAAUUUAUUAUCAAUGUUAAAUGUGUGGUGUCAUAAAUUUGUCUAUGACUUACCUUUACUAAUAUUAAAAGUAGGAGAAACAUUAUUCCCAACAAUUUUAGCAAUAUGGAGAAAGAAAUGCAAUGAAAAUUCAAAAAAUGAAAUAAUAAAAUUUUGUCGUUUACAAAUGACACUUCAUCAUCCAUAUCAAGCAGACAUAUUUGAUGAUGAUUAUAAGUUAAAUUUAUGGAUGAAACAUCUACAAGACAUAUCAGAUAUAUUAUUAAAAGAAAUUGAUGAAAUAUGUCAAAAACAACAAUUAACAAGUCGACAACAUCAAAACAAUUUUGAAAUUCGCUCAGAUUUAUUACAUUUGUCCAGUAGCGUUUUCUAUCAGAUUCCAUAUGAAAUUGUCGAAGAGAAUAACGAAGAUAUAAUUGAGCCAAGUGCAAAACGUACACGUUAUGAAUAUUCAACAUCGGCCACAUCUGUGAACACUACUCAGAGUAGCAUCAUUGAGAAUGGAACACAAUUAAAAUGUUUUAGACGUUUAUUUCAAUCAACUGAUUUUUAUCAUCAAGCAGCUGGUUUUCAAAUUUUAGCAUUACAAAUAGAACGUUCAAUGAUUAUUUCAGAAAACGAUUGUACAUAUUAUUUGACGGUUAUCAAACGAUUUUUAACCGAAGAAAGACGACCAUGUUUAUUAAUGAAUCUAUUACGUUGUUUAUUGUUGAUGCUCAAUCAUAAAUUAGUAAAAAAGAUUGAUAAUUUAUUACCUUUAAUCUAUCCAUUAUUACGUCAAUCAACUUGUGAAUCAAUUGUAUUACAAAUUUUAUUUCAAUCAUCAAGUUUAAUAUCCCAUGAUAUUGACUUGUUGGAUAUUUCAAUAAAUUCUUUGAUAUCAUUACAAUAUAUACUAUGCCGUUUGAUUAAAGAUGGUAACCACAAUUUAACUACUAAUAAAAAAUUACAUUUAUUAACAAAAUUAAUGUUUGAUAUGGAAGCAGUUUAUUUAGAUUCUGAAUGUGAUCAAGUUUUAACUAAUACAAUUGAACCUACUUGUGAAUAUACUCAAAUUUAUAGUCAAAUUUUAUUACAAUUAUGUUCAAUUGAUUUAUUGCCCAUGGAUCAAUCUACUUGUUGUCAACAGGCAUCCGUCAUUUCUGAUAAACUUGAAUAUGAAUGGUCUAAAAGAAAAUAUCUUAAAUCAUUCGAUGAUAAAUCUUUACAAUCGACUAUGAAAUUUAAAUUUUUAUCCAAUUCUAAUCAAUUUGUGCUCGAUUCUAAUAUAUUUAAUGAAUUUAAUUUAAAAUAUGAAAAAAAUGUUAAAUUUAUUAUUAAUUUAAAAGAUAAACAUCCGGGUGUACAUUAUCGUCUAUUAAUUCAUUUAGCAUUUACUGGUGUUCAUAUCUUAAAUAUGAUUCAAUCUUAUUUUGUCAUCGAUACAUGGAAUAAUAAAGAGUCCAAUAUUUACAAAUCAUUAGAACAAAUUACAGAUAAUAUACAUCUAUUAUUUGAUGAAUUACCAAAUGAAACACAGCUCAUAUUAAAUAAGAAACAAUUUUUACCUGAUUAUCGUCAGUCAUUUUUACAUUAUCUUCACAGUCAAAUUUUGACUGUAACAUCUCUUCUCCCAUUGUCAUCGUCACUAUUAAUUCCCUGUUUAACAACAUUCAACAUACCUCAUCUUAUUUACAUAUUUUUAUCACCUAAAAUGUUUGUUAAUAUCUAUGAUUAUUUAAUAAAUUAUUCAUUAGAAUCAGCGGAUUUAGCAUUAAUUCCAGGUGUAAAAUGUCCAUUAAAAAAUGAUGAUUUAGAAGCACAUUCAAAAUCUUAUUUAUUAGCCGAAGAAAUUUUGUUGUCUAAUGGACUUCAAGGUAUCUAUGAUUUAUUAUUAUUAAAUGAACAACAUGAUCGUUCUAGCCUUUUUCAUCAUUUUAUUAUUUCAAAAUAUUCUCAGUUAACCUAUGAAACAACAGUAAGAUUUUUUAUGAAAUUAAUCGAUGACAAAUUAGUUGAACAUAUUGAAAAUAUAAUUACAGAUGCUUUAGAUCCAUUUGUAUUUCGGCAAAUAUUUCUAUUUUUACAAUAUUUCUGUUCAUGUUCGAUGAUAAGAAUAUUAUGGCGUCAAAGUGAUUUUGAUUUUAUUUUGGAUUCAUUUCAUCAUCUAUUUAAAUUGUAUCGAAAAGAUGUGUGUACCUGUCAAAUAUUAUUAGAAUUAUUUGAACAAUUUUUAAUGAAUUUUGUAUUUUUAUCCAAAGAUAAAUUAAAUAAAAGUGAAAGUGUAAUUAAAAUUAAAAAAUUUAUUGAUGCAUUUUGGCAAAUAGCUACAAUAAAAACGGCAAGUGAAAUAUCAACAUUAAAUUCGGCAUCAAGACAAAUUGUCAUUAGAUUAAAACAAAUACUUAUCGAAAUUUAUAAUGAUACAACCGAUGAGGAGACAACAACAGUAACAAGUCGUAUUAAUAAUGAUUUUACAACGUUAACAUGUUUAUUAUCAGAUAAAUCGUAUUUGGUUCGUUUGACUGCUUCACAAUUAUGUUUAGAUUUAUUUUAUGAAAAAUAUACAUUUUCUCAAAAUGAUAUCGAAUGUGAAUUAAUGGAUGUUGAUAAUAAUGAUGACAAUAAUACACUAUUUUUAUAUAAAUUAAUUGGUCCAUAUGAUAUUAAACAAUUUGAUUUUGAUAAAAGUCAACAAUCACAUAAUUUACAAUUUACAAUUGAAUUUAAUCGUUAUUUAUGGAAAUAUCGUACAAUUUAUCGAAAAUUAGUAACAUCUGUUCAACAAGAACAAAUUUAUGAACGUUUAAUAUUAAAUAAAGAUUCAAUAAUAUUAAUUUGUCUUCUAUCUAAAACGAGUAAAUAUUUAGAAAGACGAUGUAUGUUUAAAUUAUGUGAACUUAUUUAUGAUAAACAAUUGACAAUAAAAGAGUGUCAACGAAUAUGUGAACAUUUGUUAAAACAUGGAAUUGAUGAACAUAUGGAAUAUAUUAUUCAAACGUGGCUUGACUCUGGCUAUAAUUUAAAACUAUUUCCAUAUGAAUUACUAAAAUUUAAAACAUUUGGUGAUUAUUUUAAACAAUAUACUCAUCUAAUAUUUCCAUGUUAUUUUCUUUCAAAUUCGUAUGAAUUUCUUGUAAAUACCAUUACAUUUGAUCAAAAAUUAUAUAUUCAAAAAUAUUUACCAAAUUUACUUGCACAUAUUUUACCGUUAAUGGCCGCAGGAAAAACGAAUCAAACUGAAGAUCGAAUACAAGCUGAAAAAUAUCAACAGUUAAUUGAACAACUAUUGACAAAAACAGUUUAUUAUCAACUUGUUAAACAAAAAUUAACUCAGAUUGUUCAACAAUUAUUAAUGACAUAUUGGAAUGAUGAUAAUGAUCAAUUGUUACCGGAACCAAUUCGACCAGCGUAUACAAAAGAAGCAAUUUUAAAAACAUUUGAAUAUAUUAAAAUAACAUUUUUUGCAAGUGGAACACAACAAAAUACUGUCAAAGCAAUGUCAUUUAUCAGUCUAUUAACAAAGACAGCUGAUAUAAAUGAAAUAUUAUUGUAUUUAUCAUCAUAUUUACUUAAAACAAAUUCAAUUCAUGAACAAUAUCGUUUAUUAUUGAUUCUAGAAUUAUUUUUAAAUGAAUUACUAUUGAAUUUACAUGAUUUACAAUUGUUAUCUACAAGUGUACUAAGAGAUUGUACAUAUUUACUAUUAAGAUAUUUGAAUGUAACAAAAAAUCAAUCUAUUCAACAAUAUCCACUAUGGUAUUGUGAAUUAAAGAUAAAAAUUUUUGAUUUAUUAUCAGCAAUGUUAAAACAACUCGUUAUAAUGGGUCUUGAAUAUAAUAGCGAUAAUUAUAUGGAUUAUAUUCCUGAUUUAGUUUUAAUAUUAAUUGAUCAUCCGUCGUUAACACGUUCACAUAUUCAACUUUUAAUUGAACAAAUCUAUGAUUUUAUCAAAUCAAAACGUACAAGUAUACCAUUGAUGAAUUGUCUUUGUUUUCUUAUUGAACGAGAAAAUUAUCGAAAAUAUUGUCCAAAUAUUCGUAUAAAUUUAGUAGAUUUUCUUGAUUUAAUCAACAAAACAACACCUGUUAAAUGGUUACUAACAUUAUUUUUACAAGAAAUUAAUGAUGCCUAUGUAAAAGGAAAUGAACAAUCAAUUAAUACACAAUCAUUGAACACAAUUGAAAAUGUAAAAUGUAAAUUAAUUAAAUGUAUAUCAGGAAAUGAUCGACAAUUAUCAACUCUGGCUGGCAAAUGUUUGGCAAAAUUAAACUGUUUUUCCUCAUCAAAAUCGUGUUAUGAUAUUGAUGAUCAAGAUGACGAUAGUUUUAAUACUAUACCUCUUUGGAUAUUAAAUGAUUUAACUUCAUCUUAUUUGAUUGAUCCAAAUCAGUUUGUUGUUGAAUGUUCAAAUCGUACAGCGAGAAACUUAUUAUUAAUCGAUGUUGGUCAAGAAUUGUUAAAAGCACAUAAAGAAAAUUCAAAUGUUGUCCAUUAUUUACAACCAUUUAUCAGUCAGAAAAAAGGAGUAGUCACAUCAGCACUGUCUGAAAUAUCAACAAUCGAUUACGAUAAUUUAGGUAUUUUACCCGUUGUUCAUAUGGCAUCAGCCGAAUCUCAAUGGUCCUUGUUUAAUGGUUUAACUUCAUUUAAACAAUGGUUGAAUUCAAUUGUUGAUUAUUUGUUAUUAGAAUUAAAACAUAAUCAAGUUGAAUCUGGUCACAAAUAUGCACAAGUGUUUAUCCAACUAGGUCAAUUAUGUCGUUUAAAAAUUCAGUUAACUAAAAAAUUAUUUCCAUAUCUUAUUUAUUCUCUUCUUUUACUACCAAAAAAUACCAAUUUACAACAAAAUUUAAGUAAACAUAUUCAAACAUUAUGCGAACAAUUGUUGAGUGUUGCAUAUAAUAAACAACAACAACAACAACAAGAACAGAAUGAAAAUCAAAUGUCAAAAUCAGAUUAUUCACAAAUAGCAUCAGUUCUAUUUCGGACGAUUAAUUUUUUAAGACAAUGUCAUCGAAAUGCAACAGCAAUUUCAACUUCAACAUCAACAAGAAGUAGUAAUUCAUCUCAUACAGAUAAUAGCAAUGUAACAACAACGAUAUUAAAUUUUGAAAAUAAUUUUUGGUUAGAUUUGGAUUAUUUUCAAAUGGCAAAAUGUGCAUUAGCUUAUAAUGUAAAUAGAUCAGCUCUGAUCUAUGUUGAAUUAUGGACAACAACACAAAGAUCAUCUUUAGAUACGAAUGAUUGUAGUCGUCAAUUAUAUUAUUCUGAUUUAGAUUUAGUUCAUAAAAUAAAUAAUUCUCAUCCCUAUCGACAUGAUUUGAUUCAAAUGUGUGUUCAACUCUAUUCAAAUUUAAAUGAAUUCGAUGGAUUUUAUGGUUUAGAAAAAAAUCUUUCUUCACUUAUGGAAAAACCAACUGGUUUACAUGCAGUAUUUGAACAAGUGAAUAAUCAUUGGAAUGAAUCACUUUUUUUACAAGAUCAAGCUGCUGCUAGCAACGCUAAAUCAUCACCAUCAAAAAUAAUUCAAUCACUUCGACUAUGUGGUUUUAAUCAUUUACUUGAGCAUUAUCUUAACAAUUUAUCUACAACAAUACCGACUGAAUCAAAGCGAACACUUUAUCGAAUACAAUUAACUUCUCUACUUUCAACAACAAAAUGGGAAGAAACAAAAAAUUUACACUCUUGGCACUCAGAAUCUCGACAAUUAAAUUCGUCCUCCAUACAUGAUGACAUAUUAUCACUAAUGUAUCGUCAAACCAAAGUUCCACAAUUAUCAACACCCAUAUUAAAAUUAGAUUUAUGGUCUAAAUUAUUCGAUCAAUAUUCAACAUUAAAAGAGAAACAACAAAAUUCUGACUGUGAUUUAAUUCGAGAUUGUCGUUUAAUUAAUGUUAUUGACGAUUGUAAAGAAUCAAAAUUAGAUUCAUUGCCAAAAUUAUGGUUGACCUAUGUUGAUAAUGAUUUUGAUCGAAAUGAUGAACUAUUAUUAACAAGGACAGCUGCGUUAGUAACACUAGUUCAAGAAAAUAAUGAAAAUAUAUUAAUGAAACGAACGUUAUUGUCCAAUUUAUUAUGUGAACGUUAUAUAAAUGACUUUUCAUCUUUAUUUGGUGCUGAAGGUGAUCAUUCAAUUCUCUAUUUACGUGGUAAAGUGUUGUGUUUACGAAAAAUGGAAACAUCUGGUGAAUAUUUGAGACAAUUAAUUCAACAUCUAUCGUUAUCUGUUAAUUCUUCAUCUAUCAAUAUUCUACGUGUUAAAUGUCAACUAUUACUAUGUGAUUGGUUAUUAGAAACACGUUCUGAUACGCCUCUAUCAAUUCGUUUACAAUUAGAACAAAUUAUAACCGAUGUUGAAAAACAACAGGGUUCAUCUGCUGAAUAUGCACAAGUCAAUUUUCAAUCGUAUCUAGCAAUGGCUCGUUUUAGUGAUCAAGAAUAUGAACGUAUUGAUUCAUUAAUUAAAUCAGCCGCUUAUGAAGGUAAACGAAAUUUAUUACAUCAGAGUGAAUUAGAAUAUGAAAAAGUAAAUAAAAUUGAACAAGGUGGAAAAUAUGCUCGUGUACUCCAACGAAAUCUACAAUUAGAUAAAAAAGAAUUAGAAACAAUUGAACAACAACGUCAAGUAUACUUAACAUUAUCACUUGAAAAUUAUCUUAAAUGUUUAAAAUUAUUUUCAAUACAUCCAUCAUCAUCGCCACUUAAAAAAGAUAAACAUAGACAAAUAGCAACAACUAAUCAAACCAGUCAAUCAGCAACAACAGCAGCAACAGUAUUAACAAAUUCUGCUCCAGAAAUAAUGAUUGCAUCAAAAUGUUAUUCAUUAUGGGUUAAAAAUAUCGAUAAAGACGGUAUAAAUAGUAAAAUGUCAGAAUAUUUACAUGAUAUACCCACACAUUUCUUCUUACCAUUUGUUUAUCAAAUGGCAGCUCGAAUGAAUUUAACAGGUGUCAGUGAAUCAUCUAAAAAACACUCAUUUUAUUCAAUAUUAUUCUCCUAUUUAUAUCGUUGUGUUCAAGAUCAUCCACAUCAUGUUUUACCCGUUAUAUUUGCAUUAGCAAAUGCACAUAAAGAUGAAAAUAUUAUUCAACAACAGCAACAAACUGGUAAAGGAAAACAAUCUCAUGUUGUUCAAUUAAACGAUGAUUUAUCAUCGACUGAUCAACGUUCAAAAGCUGCUCAUUCAUUAAUUGAAAAAUAUUCAAAAACAAAACCUCAUAUGGUCGAUCAAAUGAGAAAAUUAAAUGAUGCUUACAUUGAAUUAGCUAAUUUUGAUUUACAACCAGGACAAAAAGAAAAACAAAAUGGAACAAUUUAUCCAUUACCAAAAACAUUAAGAUUAAUGCAAAUACAAAAUUAUGAACAUGUAGCUGUACCAACUGUUACAAUACCGGUUUCUCUUGAUUGUCAUUAUGAUAAAAUUCCCUAUGUUGUUCGAUUUGAACCGAAAUGUCGAUUUGUUGGUGGUGUUAAUUUACCAAAACGUAUUCAAGUACUCUCAUCAACUGGCAUAUUACUCUCUCAAUUAGUUAAAGGUCGAGAUGAUUUAAGACAAGAUGCUGUUAUGCAACAAUUAUUUACAGUAUGUAAUCGUCUAUUAGCUAAAGAUGAUUUAACACGUUCAAAACAAUUACAAAUUCGAACAUACAAAGUAGUUCCAUUAACACAAAAAUCUGGCGUAUUACAAUGGUGUGAAGGAACAAUAACAUUGGGCGAUUAUCUAUGUAAUUUACAUACACCUGGUGGUGCCCAUCAACGUUAUCAUCCACAUGAUUGGCCAAUAAGUGAUUGUCGAAAAAAAUUACAAAAAGUUCAAAAUUUAACGUAUGAAGAACGUGCAAAAGUAUUUAUGGAAAUAUGUCAACAUAUUAAACCAGUAUUUCGCUAUUUUUUCUUUGAAUAUUAUCCAAAUGCAACUAUUUGGUAUAAUAGAAAAAUGGCUUAUGCAAAAAGUGUGGCUACAUCAUCAAUUGUUGGAUAUAUUGUGGGUCUUGGUGAUAGACAUGUACAAAAUAUUUUAAUUGAUACACAAAUCGGUGAAGUAAUUCAUAUCGAUCUUGGUGUUGCUUUUGAUCAAGGAAAAAUAUUACCUGUACCAGAAACUGUUCCAUUUCGACUAUCUAGAGAUGUUAUUGAUGGACUGGGAAUGUGUGGAACAGAAGGUUUAUUUAAAAAGAGUUGUGAAUGCACAUUGGAAUUGAUGCGUCAAUAUUCAGAUACAAUUUUAACAAUAAUUGAAGUAUUUCUCUAUGAUCCAUUGUAUCAAUGGCAAAUUUCACCUCAGAAAGCUUUUCAUUUACAACAACAACAACGUUCGACGGCAGAUACUGAUCAAACAAUAAAUUCAACGAUGCAAACACCAUCAAGAAAUGGAAAAGGACAUACGACUUAUAUAACUACGACAAAUGUGAAUACAAUAGCUAAAACUGUCAAUGAAGGAACAACUGAUACAAAUAAAUUAGCUGAACGUCUUCUCAUUGGUUUAAGACAAAAACUUCAAGGUUUUGAAGGUAUUUUACAAAUGACAAUAAAAGCACAUGUAAAUAUGCUAAUUAAUGAAGCGACAAGUGUCGAAAAUUUAUCAAGAUUAUUUGCUGGAUGGCAGCCGUAUUUGUAA